This is a messenger RNA of Dipodomys spectabilis (banner-tailed kangaroo rat), 2259 nucleotides long. It is a transcript of the gene Cpm, whose product is annotated as carboxypeptidase M. NCBI's taxonomy places the organism in Eukaryota, Metazoa, Chordata, Mammalia, Rodentia, Heteromyidae. Gene Ontology annotation, cellular component: cell surface. Gene Ontology annotation, molecular function: metallocarboxypeptidase activity; zinc ion binding. Gene Ontology annotation, biological process: proteolysis. The coding region runs from base 34 to 1365 and encodes 443 amino acids. The transcript has 9 exons. The record is from RefSeq and is a predicted model, not a curated record.
GGGCGGGCAUAGACGCGCGCCGGAGCCGCGAACAUGGACUUCACGCGCCUCUGGCUUGGGCUUCUGCUGCCCUGGGUAGCUGCGCUGGAUUUCAAAUACCACCACCAAGAAGAGAUGGAAGCGUUCUUGAAGAGCGUGGCCCAGAACUACAGUUCGAUCACUCACUUGCACAGUGUUGGGAAGUCUGUGAAAGGUAGAAACCUGUGGGUGCUCGUUGUGGGGCGGUAUCCAAAGGAACACAGAGUUGGGAUUCCAGAAUUCAAAUAUGUGGCGAAUAUGCAUGGAGAUGAGACUGUGGGGCGGGAAAUGCUGCUCCACCUGAUCGACUAUCUCGUAACCAACCAUGGGAAGGACACGGAGAUUACAAAGCUCAUCAACAAUACUCGGAUACACAUCAUGCCUUCGAUGAACCCAGACGGCUUUGAAUCUGUCAAAAAGCCCGACUGCUUCUAUAAUAGUGGAAGGGGCAAUUCUAAUGACUAUGACCUGAAUAGAAAUUUCCCAGAUGCUUUUGAAUACAAUAAUGUAUCAAGGCAGCCUGAAACUCUGGCAAUCAUGAAGUGGCUGAAAACAGAGACAUUUGUCCUUUCUGCGAACCUCCAUGGCGGUGCCCUGGUGGCCAGUUAUCCAUUUGAUAAUGGUGUUCAAGCCACUGGAGCAUUGCUCUCCCGAAGCGUAACUCCUGAUGAUGAUGUUUUCCAACACCUUGCAUACACCUACGCUUCAAGAAAUCCCAACAUGGUGAAAGGAGAUCAGUGUAAGAAUAAAAUGAACUUUCCUAAUGGAAUUACAAAUGGAUAUGCUUGGUAUCCACUCCAAGGUGGAAUGCAAGAUUACAACUACAUCUGGGCCCAGUGUUUUGAAAUUACCUUGGAGCUGUCAUGCUGUAAAUAUCCUCGUGAGGAGAAGCUUCCGUACUUUUGGAAUGAUAACAAAGCCUCGUUAAUUGAAUAUAUAAAACAAGUGCACCUAGGCAUAAAAGGACAAGUUUUUGAUCAGAAUAGAAACCCAUUACCCAAUGUAAUUGUGGAAGUCCAAGACAGAAAACAUAUCUGUCCAUUUAGAACCAACAAAUUUGGAGAAUAUUAUCUACUUCUCUUGCCUGGUUCCUAUACAAUAAAUGUUACAGUCCCUGGACAUGACUCACACCUCACAAAGAUGGUUAUUCCAGAAAAAUCCCAGGACUUUAGUGCUCUCAAAAAAGACUUUCUGUUUCCAUCCGAAAGGAAACUGGAUUCUAUCCUAGUAUCAAAUCCUUCAUGCCCGAUGAUUCCUCUAUACAAAACAAUGCCAAGCCACUCAGCUGCAACAAAGCCUAGUUUGUUCUUAUUUUCACUGACUCUUUUGCGCAUAUUUUUCAAGUAAAAUGUGAAGCUCAACCUCCAUCAUCACCUGGAAUCAGGGAUUAGUCACACCAGGUCACAGCAAUGCUAAACUCCCUUUAGUGGUACCUCAACUGGAGAAACUCCAGUCUUUCCUAAAAAGAGAAAUGGAUGUUCCCAAUGUGUAGGGUACUACUGAUGAUUCACUUUAGAAUGGAAAACUAUCAAGUAUUUCCCAUUUAAAUUUAAUGUUGAAGUAGUCUUAGAAAUUGUUGAAUUUGAGAAGCAAAACAGAAGUUCCUGCAAGAAAAAAAAUGGAGCCAAUUUUAUAUAUGAAAAUCAAGAUGAAUACAAACAAGAGAUGGACAUUUAUUGACCACUUACUGCAUAUGACUUUGCCAAUUGCUAUUUGUGAAUAAUGCUAUAACUAGUUGUCCACAAAAGAAGAAAUUAUCACAAGACAGAAUAUCUAGCUUUGCUAAUGUCCUAAGGAGAAAACAUGUCUCAGUGGCCCAAGAAAUUAUAGGAUGGUAAAGUUAUCUACAGCACCUCAAGUUAUCUACAGCACAUUGGUUGAGUCUUUCUCCCUCCAGAGCCAGUGUCCCUGCCUUUCUGCAGCUGGAUGCCAGUUUCUGAGGACAUCCUAAUGUGCAACUCCACCUUCUUUUAAGCCUCAGAUUUAUGUCCAGUUGCCCACUGUACAUACAUACCUGGAUAUGACCCAUAGGUACGUCACUCUACAUUGACCAUUGAAUAGUUUUCCCCUACUGUAUUUUUUAAUCUCAAUUAUUGGUACAACCACUCUAGAAAUCUGAGUGAUCCUGAGUCUUCCUCUUUAUUCUUCAUGCCAUAUGUUGAUAGGUUCAUUAAGAAAUGGUAUAAAUAUUGGCUAAUUCUAGCCAAGUGCUGAUGGCUCUCACCAGUAAUCCUAGCGACU